Molecule: messenger RNA, 651 nt
Organism: Octopus sinensis (East Asian common octopus)
Lineage: Eukaryota; Metazoa; Mollusca; Cephalopoda; Octopoda; Octopodidae
Product: phosphatidylserine lipase ABHD16A-like
Exons: 4
Coding region: 1-651 (216 amino acids)
Biological process (GO): phosphatidylserine catabolic process; monoacylglycerol catabolic process
Cellular component (GO): endomembrane system
Molecular function (GO): monoacylglycerol lipase activity; glycerophospholipase activity
Source: RefSeq, a predicted model, not a curated record
AUGAUUCUUUAUGAUACAGGAGAAUUACUUUUUCCAGAUCAUUGUGACAAAUCCGUGCUGGGUCGAUUCUACAAUCCUGUGUAUAUGGCAUUCUUUGACAAAUAUUGCCAAGUACUCGACCAAAAGUGCUCAAAAGUAAAAUCCAAUUUUAAUGAAAAGAACGUUUUGAAAGCAUUUGACUACGAUUUCCGAUUCUGGCCUGUGGAUUAUGCUGCCCAAUGUUCUGAUUCUGCCAUACUCAAACAGCUGCAGUCGGAUUCUCUGUAUGGGGGACGAAGAGCCAAAGUCAAGACCCUCACAGGCGCAGAAAUCGACACAAUGUUCUUGGACCGUCGGGACUGCCACGCUGGGCAGUUUCUUGUCAUUUGCAGUGAGGGAAACUGCUCGUUUUACGAGUGUGGGUCAAAUCAGAGCAUAAUAUCACUGGGACAUUCAGUCCUGGCCUGGAACCAUCCGGGAUUUGGGAGUCUUCCGUAUGUCUAUGAGGAGAAUAACGCCGUUUAUGCUGUCAUUCUGUACGCCAUUGAGGAAUUGGGAUUCAAUACAAACAAGAUCAUUUUGUAUGGGUGGUCUAUUGGGGGUUAUUCGGCCGCAUUUGGAGCUGCCCUCUUCCCCUCAGUGGAUUCAGUGGUUGAUUUUGUUCGACUUUAA